AUGUCAUUGAAGAUAAUAGUCACAGUUUUAGUCUUAUUAACGAUAGUCCAAGCAGAAUUGCUUCGGACGACGGAGCAGCAGAAGCAAGAACUAGCAGAUUAUAUCAAACAGAAGAAGACAGAAAUAAACCCAAGGUUCAGAUUACGCUAUCACGUUUCCCCGCCAGUAGGAUGGAUGAACGAUCCUAAUGGCUUCUCAUACUACAAAGGCGAAUACCACAUCUUCUACCAGUUCUAUCCAUACGACAGCAAAUGGGGGCCGAUGCAUUGGGGACACUCAUCAGGCCCUAAUCUGGUCAUCUGGAAUGAACAACCUACAGCAUUGAUUCCCGAUGAGGAACAAAUAUUUUCUGGAAGUGCUGUAACAGAAGAAAAUACAAUGGUGCUAAUGUAUACAGGUCAUAAAACUAAUAAUGAAAGUCAAUACUUAGCUUAUAGUAAAGAUGGCGUAAACUUCACCAAAUAUGAAGGAAACCCAGUCAUAACUUUAGACACUUCUCCUGAUUUUCGCGAUCCGAAAAUUUGGAAGUACGGUGAUUACUGGUACGUUGUAAUUGGGACUAAAACCAGUGAUCAGAAAUAUGGUAAAGUUGUUUUAUAUAGAUCUAGUAACUUAACAUCUUGGGAGUAUUUGUCUGUUAUUGGAGAAUCUGAUGGCGCAAUGGGAUACAUGUGGGAAUGCCCCGACUUCUUCGAAUUGGAUGGAAAAUUUGUUCUGCUGAUGUCACCACAAGGAAUGAAAGCACAGGGAGAUAGAUACAAGAACACUUAUCAGACAGGUUAUAUCCUGGGUAAUUUUAGUUAUGAAACUUAUGAAUUUAUUCCUGAAACGGAAUUUGUAGAAAUAGACUAUGGUCAUGACAUUUACGCAACACAAACUUUAGAAAAAGAUGGAAAACGAUACUUGAUAGCUUGGUUUGGUAUGUGGGAUGUGACACACCCUGAAGAAGCAGAUGGAUGGACCGGUGCAUUGACAAUAGUGAGAGAAUUGAAGCUUGUUGGUAAUCGCAUUUUGAUGCAACCCGUGGAAGCAAUAGAAAGUCUUAGAGACAAAACGGUGUUCAUAGGAUAUUUCAACAAAUCUCAAUUUCUUGAAUUCGAUACUACGGCUGAAAUCAUUGUUGAAGGAGAUAUGAAUUUAAAAAUCGAAUUGCUUUUAGAAGGACGAAAAAAUAAUAGUAACUUCAAUCAAACUAGAGUGUUGUAUAAUCCAGCUGAUGGAAAAGUGUCUGUGAGGAGAGGAAAUGAAGACGUUAGGCAAGUAGAAUGGGUUCCCAUUGGAUCGAAGCAAAUGAGACUAUUCUUGGAUACCAGUUCUUUGGAACUGUUUUGUGGAGACGGAGAAGUUGUAUUUAGCAGCAGAUUGUAUGUAGAUGGCCCGUGGAAAGUAACUAACGUAAGUCCUCAGACGUUGAAGAUUGAAGCAUAUCAUUUGAAAGAUAGCGUCCCUGCUUCAAGCCGAGGAAUCGUUGUAGUAUCUUUUAAUUUCGUUGUAUGUCUUUUGAUGCCAUUUGUUUCUUUAACAUUAAUGAAAUGA
Messenger RNA from Amyelois transitella, 1536 nucleotides. Its product is annotated as sucrose-6-phosphate hydrolase. Bases 1 to 1536 code for a protein of 511 amino acids. The record is from RefSeq and is a predicted model, not a curated record. Lineage: Eukaryota; Metazoa; Arthropoda; Insecta; Lepidoptera; Pyralidae. Gene Ontology annotation, biological process: carbohydrate metabolic process. The transcript has a single exon. Gene Ontology annotation, cellular component: cytoplasm. Gene Ontology annotation, molecular function: beta-fructofuranosidase activity.